Molecule: messenger RNA, 390 nt
Organism: Aspergillus vadensis CBS 113365
Lineage: Eukaryota; Fungi; Ascomycota; Eurotiomycetes; Eurotiales; Aspergillaceae
Exons: 2
Coding region: 1-390 (129 amino acids)
Source: RefSeq, a predicted model, not a curated record
AUGUCCCCUUUCUCGAGCCCGGCCGUUCCUGUCCAAAGAGAUCACCGGACUUUGCCGGCCGGCCACCCCCAGAGUGCCGCGGAACUAGGAGUGCUGCCAACAUCCCCAGACCCUCCCCCUGUAAAAAAUAAUGAUGAGGACGACGGCAGUAUUUCCUCAGUAUAUCUACAAAGCCCAUCUGCAGGAAAUUCUAUUGAAAUUAAUACUUUUAGUAAUAUAGAAAGAAACUCUAAUAGUUUCUUACAUGGCUCACACCAUUUAGAAGAUAGUAUCAAUGAUCUGAUUAUCCUUAAUACUACAACUACAACACCCAGUUAUAUAACUAAUGUUAUAGAUACUGGUUCAAACAGCCACCAGCAAAAGAAGUAUAAUACUGGCAGUAAGUACUGA